Messenger RNA from Hyla sarda, 3789 nucleotides. It is a transcript of the gene STOX1, whose product is annotated as storkhead box 1. The transcript has 4 exons. The record is from RefSeq and is a predicted model, not a curated record. Gene Ontology annotation, cellular component: nucleus; cytoplasm. Gene Ontology annotation, biological process: positive regulation of transcription by RNA polymerase II. The coding region runs from base 64 to 3003 and encodes 979 amino acids. Gene Ontology annotation, molecular function: DNA-binding transcription activator activity, RNA polymerase II-specific; RNA polymerase II transcription regulatory region sequence-specific DNA binding. Lineage: Eukaryota; Metazoa; Chordata; Amphibia; Anura; Hylidae.
ACCCGGGCAGCGGAGUGUAAUUGAUGAUUCCCGUGUAUGUGAGCGCAGCGCCCGGAGCUCAGCAUGUCCCGGGACAGGGCGGUCCAGCUGGCCCCCUCCUCGCUCGCCAUGGUCCUGUGCAGACUGGACGGCUCAGGGGCGGAGGAGAAGGGCAGCCAAGUCUUCCAGGACUUCCAGGCUGCGAAUGCGAGGUGCUUCUGGAACAGGAGGUUGGUGCGGGCCGUGGCGGAGGUGUCCUUCCAGGGCUGGCUGGAGAGCUGGGUGCUGCUGGUCCAGGGCCAGAGUGCCAACCUGGAGGUGCUGCGAGAUGCCUGGGUCAGGAGGGCACUGCGACACCCCAGGGGCUUCAUCAUCACUGCACUGGGUGAUGUGUCUCCCAUGCAGAUGAAUCCUGUUCCUCAGUCUCAGUUCAUUCCCCUGGCAGAAGUGUUGUGCUGUGCUAUAUCUGAUAUGAACGCAGCCCAGAUUCUAGUGACACAGGAAUCCCUAAUGGAGCAGCUGAUAAAACAUUAUCCAGGUAUAGCUACACCAUCCCAGGAAAUUCUGUAUUCUACUCUUGGAACGCUUAUCAAAGAAAGGAAAAUAUACCACACUGGAGAAGGCUACUUCAUAGUGACUCCUCAGACUUACUUUAUCACUAGGACGGCUGUGUCGCACAAUAAGUGCGGGGCAGCUGAGGAGACCUCCAUCUCUCCACCAGCCAUCACAUAUCUGGUGAGCAUGGAGAGCUGCGCUGAUCUAACCAAACCUAAUGUUCCCUCAGUAUCACACUGCAGGUCCUGCAGUUGUUUCUCUGAAAACUCCACCCAUAAUAUACUGGGGCAGCAGUCCAUCAAUGAGGGUAAUGGAAAAGAACAAAAGUCUGUCAAAGAUUCAAAGCCCUCUGUCCAAAAUCAGGCAACGUCAACAUCCCGGGACCCGCACACUUGUAGUAAAAGUAAACCGCAACAUUCACUUAAAGAAAAAGAAAAGUGCAAUAAGAGAUUUGGAAUCAGUCUCUUUUGGCGCAGUGUUGCAAAGAAAGAAAAAUCCAAAAAGGAGUUGACGAGCUUUUCAGCACAAUUUCCACCUGAGGAAUGGCCCGUCCGGGAUGAAGACAAUAUAGAUAAUAUCCCUCGCGACAUAGAACAUGAGAUUAUUAAACGAAUUAAUCCUGUUCUGACUGUGGACAACUUGAUGAAACACACAGUGAUGAUGCAGAAAGUUGAAGAACAGAAAAAGUAUUUCAGUAAAGGAACUUCAACAGAGAUACUAAAAAUGAAAAAUGCUCAAAAUCUUAGAGGAAGUAACAAGAAGAAAAAUAAUAGAAUAUCAAAGUACCACAAAAAAGGUCAGGCAAACAAGGAAAAAAAUAAGAAAGAUAUGUGUGCCCCAAGGUUGACCAGAGAGGUAGAAGUAGAUGUGAUAAAGAAGUCGCAGCAGCAGUCUGCCAUGAUGGAUGAUACAAGGGUUCCAGAUAUAUUGACUGCAGGUAAUGAAUAUAGUAACCAGCCUGAAGUUGUGUACAAAAAGCAAAUCUGUAAUCCAUUUGAGGGUAUCUCUUACAGAGAUAACAUUAAUGUCAGUGGAUGCAAACCUAUAAAAGAGGUUAAGAAAUGCAGACCUGGGAAAGACAGGAAACAUAUGCCACGACCAAAGUCACUAGACUGUUCAGGCUUAAAUGUCCAAGCAGGAACCAGACAUCUAAAAGCUGAAAGGCCUGAAGACACAUAUCGUGAGAAUUUGUUCCGUGAUCAGAUAGUGCCGAUAAACGAAAAAGACGAUUUAAGAGAAUACCCUCCUAGUUACCCUCAAUCUAGUACCCUGAGGAUAGAUGAUAAGUUUAAACACCUAAAAGAACACAGCUCAACACUAGGGUCACCAGAUGAAGAAGGAAGUCCUCUUUUCAGUGACAGUCAAACAAAGGUGUUGGUACAGUCAGAAAGGACUUGGGAACAUGAUGUAGGGAAUCCUUACUCUCCUGUGUCGUAUUGCAACAAGAUGACUUCACUUAAUGAAUCCUUACAACAUGCACAAACAAGUCUCUGUAGAAGUAUAAGCUCUUCAAAAAGUUUUGGUAGAUCCAAUGUUGGUGCAUUAGAGAAAAAUGAGCCUGACUCCCAUGGAAGUUAUUCAGCAAGUGAAAUGAACAGUAAAGAUCUACCAAAGUACACAGCAUUUUCCGGUACUUCUCAGAAUAAAGAUCUUGUUGAGGAAGAGGAUCAAAUGUUUUACAAGAAGGAGGACAACGAUGAUGCCUCAAGUUCCUUCUACUUUGAGGGAGAUACUGAUGAACAUAUUGGAAUGUGUCAAAAUCUUGAAAUGUGCAUCCAAAAUAGGAGCCUGGAGAUGAAAAAUCUUUAUGAUCUACAUGAAGAAAGCCAUGCUGCCCGAGAAACUUCUCCAAGUCACUGGGACUCAAACAGACCUUCAAUACAUCAGUUUUCUUUAAAUGGCCAUUGCCAAGAAGAUUAUACAUCAUCUAUCUUCUCUUCUGACAGUUCUCAUAGUUAUACUAGAUCUGCUCUACAUGUAGAAGGAAGUUCUUGCCAGCCAUUGUCUCAGUAUGUUCUUCACCAUCAAGAAGUAGAUGUCGAUACUGCUAAAUGUAUUCAACCUGAGCUUUGUGAAGGCAGUAUAUUCGAUUACUGCAAUUCUAGUGACUGUAACUCUGUGGCGGAGACUGUCCAGACAUCCAUUAAAGGAAGUGAUGAGAAACCUAUGAAGAACACAGGGCAACCAUCUGGAGACGGAAGGACUUGUUAUGAGCACACCUUAAAGUUAUUCAACACAAAGACUAAUCCAUUAGAAGCUACUCAAAAUGAAAACCAUAGCACCACUGGAGAUAGUGGAAUCGAAUCUCCACGAACUCGGAUAAGUCUGGCAUCUACUAAUUCUGUAAUAUUUGAGAAACUCAAGAAAAGGACAUUUUUGCAGAACCUUGAAGUGAAUGUUGGGAACAAGAAUGAAGGACUAAUAACGUCUGGCUCCCUAUUACAGCUGACCCCUGCUAUGAAUGUAUAGAUUACAUACCCAAAAUACCAGACUGUUACUGUUUUGUAUGUCUCGCCUCGGGACAUCAGGGCCUAAAUUAAAACGGGAACAUUUAGUUUAACUAUAUGUUCUAUCCUUUAAUCUACUGCAAGGAAGUGGCUGUCCCCCCCCCCCCCCCCCUUGUGAGAUCAGGGUGGCAUAGAUGACCCGUUUCCAUUGCUUUAUACACAGUGUUAGAUGUGAACAAGGCUCUCUUCACACCUGCAUUGUGGUUUUCAUCAUGUGACAUGCUGCAUUGACUUAUAUAUAAUGGGGUCAGUUGAAUUCUAUGACAGUGUCCCAUCUUUUUGACCAUGAAAUGCUGCAGCACGCAGGGUUUGUGACGUGAAGUGUAAGAGAUCAUCUACAUUUUGGAUAAUCUGGAAGAUUCCUUCUUAUAGCAAAGUUAGCAGACGCACCCCAUCUGUGCCUUACUGAAGUGGAAAAUCCUAUGCUGCUAAAAGAAUCUGGCAUAUAAUGGUGCUGGUUACAGUAGAGGGAGCAAAAUGUUACAGUUGAAAUGCAGUUGAGGGACAUUGAGGGGAGUGUAUGCCUUAGGGUACGUUCACACGAUCGGAUCCCCAGCGUAUUUUAUGCCGUGGAUCUGCUGCUGAUAGGACCUCUGUAUGGUGCCUUUACAUGUGCCUGCUCGGAGCGGCAAUACGCAGGUACGAACAGACACACUGAAGCGAUGUGCGUGUCGCCGCGCAUGCGCGGUGUACUCGAACAGAUCGUGGACGCUCCCCCUACUCUAUGAGCUAGGCUGAGAGCUGCCGC